Messenger RNA from Corticium candelabrum, 1152 nucleotides. RefSeq lists its product as uncharacterized. Bases 721 to 1152 code for a protein of 143 amino acids. The record is from RefSeq and is a predicted model, not a curated record. Lineage: Eukaryota; Metazoa; Porifera; Homoscleromorpha; Homosclerophorida; Plakinidae. The transcript has 7 exons.
CAAACAGCAACAGCAACAAUAACAGAAUGAGAUGCAGAAACAGACAAGGCGGUGACAAGACACACUAAACGUGUUCAACGGCUCACUGCAAGUCAAUACUCGUCCAUCGUUCAUUAAUUGAUCUUUUUCACUAGACGUAUGCAACAACGAUCAUUGCAAACGGUUUCUCAAUUUUUAUUGUCAGAUGGCAACAUUGAAUCAAGGGAAUGCAAAAUCACAGAUGCUUGUCACGGCUCCGAAAACGAUGCCUGAUCUCUCAAUGUAUUCGUUUGAUAAUCUUUCUCCUGACAAUUUGGAUGCCAAACUGCAGAAGAUCCAAAUAAAGCAACGCAGUGCACAUUAGCAGCAUGCAACAGCAGACACUCAAACUGACUCAGCAAGACAAGAGCACAACCCACUUCGUCACUCACACUCGACUCAGUCGGCUCCAGUUUGACGGUUACAAGUUGAAUCGCAUUUGAAGUCUCAUCACAAUAGGCAGAGAAACACAAAACAUGAUACCACAAACAACACAAUGAAAUACCAAAACAGACUUGUGAACAACACAAGGAUCACCAUCAUCAUCAUCUAUCAACAUCUUCAAGCGUUCGAGGUCUGUCUCACUGUCGGAAUGUUUCGUCUUGCUCUUGGUUUGCUGGUUGUCAAGCAACAAGCAAAUCUGUAGUGGCAGCAACAUGUGACACCGUCAACACUGAUCACUCACUAACAUCUUCGGCUCGAAUGUCAGCGAAAAAGUCAAAGUUUGUGACUGUGAAGAAGGAAAUAUUUGAAGGAGAGAGACGGAAGGAUACGAAAUGUACAAGAUCAAAAUCAGGCCAUUUUCAUGAAAUUAGUGAACUCGAUGAUGAAAAGGAUGACGACGUGGAACUUUGUAUCUCAUGUGCUAGUGAGGUCGAGUCGAGGAUCGAAAUCAGUAAGAAAUACACGAAAGGAAAGAAGAAAGAGAAGAAAUCUUUGCAUGGGUUUCUGAGGCGACUGUUGGGUCAUAAGAGGAGGGAGAGAAAAAUGGACUUGGAUGAUGGUUUCUUAGUGUCUCUUGUUAAUCGUCAAGAGCAACUUCACUCGUCGAAAAAUUACAAUCAGUUGGGAGAGCAGCUGAGAAAGGUUGAGAAGAGACAGUCAAGACAUGAACAGAGAAGGAUCUCUUGUUGA